Trichoplax adhaerens is the source of this 2241-nucleotide messenger RNA. RefSeq lists its product as uncharacterized. Gene Ontology annotation, cellular component: plasma membrane. The record is from RefSeq and is a predicted model, not a curated record. The transcript is spliced from 17 exons. Gene Ontology annotation, molecular function: mechanosensitive monoatomic ion channel activity. Lineage: Eukaryota; Metazoa; Placozoa; Uniplacotomia; Trichoplacea; Trichoplacidae. The coding region runs from base 1 to 2241 and encodes 746 amino acids.
AUGACUUCACGAGUUUAUCCACGCCAAACGUCGAUCGAAAUGAAGCCACGAAAUGGCCCACCUGAAUACAAUCGAGAAAUAUCGCGAUCAGAAUUGCCUGGCUCACCCAUGCAUGAUGAAACUAAACCGAAUAAGCCUAUCUUAAGGCAUACUGAUACUCGCACUGGUCUGCAGAGACGUAAAAGUUCUCUCUUAACUCAAAUGUUACCAAGUCGACAAGCUGUCCAAUCAGUUCCUGGUGCUAACUUAACACGUAAAACAAUCGAAACGGAAAGGCGCCGUUCACUAGCGGCUCGAUCAUUAAGUCGUUUCCGAUUGCAAUCUGUGCCUGACGAAGCAGAAGAAGAAGAAGAAGAUCAAAGCAAUUAUCACGAAAAUCGCGUGAAAUCAGGAUUAGUUCGGCAAUAUGCAUCCAGCAUAAAGAAAAAACGUGAAGAGUAUCAGAGACUUCAAAGUGAAAUGGCGUCAAAAAGGCCUCAUCAUAUUCAUAAAAAAUAUGGCGCAGUCAAAGAUUUGAAGUGGAAAUUAUUCAAGCAAAGAUUGAAGGAAAACUUUACUUUUACACUGUGGAAAUCGCAUUUGAAAGAAAUUGAAGGUCAAUUUGGCAAUGGCGUAUUAUCCUACUUCAUCUUCCUCAAAUGGUUAUUCUUCCUUGAUCUUUUACUCGGAUUGCUUUGGUUUGGUUUUAUUUGCAUACCCGAAUUUCUAUUAAAUGAUAACGUGAUUGUUAGCGCCGAUUAUGUCACCUUUAAUGUAUCUCAAAGCAUUGCAGCGACAGCAUCAGGUGCUGGCAUCUAUUGCAGUUCGGACUAUAUCACAAAUACCACUGCUAAUACCAACCUAUUUAUUGUUAUUAUUAGCGGUAAAGGACAAAUGGAAUGUAGCCAACUCUUUUAUGGCAAUUAUACUGCUGAUGUUGUUCAUACAUCUGGGGUAGCAUCGUAUUUCAACGUUCCAUUCGCCUACUUUAUUAUUACUUUAAUCCAUUUCGUCUUGAGUUUGAUCCUUGUUGCACGCAACGCUUCAGAAACUUACAGAAAGAGUUACAUAGAAGGUGGUGAUACUAUCCAUCAGUACUGUAAUAAAAUUUUUGGCGGAUGGGAUUAUUGCGUUUGUGAAGAAAAGGCGGCAGAAUUAAAGAAGAAAAGUAUUGCACACGAUAUUAAGGUUGAUUUAGCUGAAGAAAUUCGAGCCAUUAAAGCUAAGCAGCGAAGUAAUGGAGAGAAACUUGUCAUUUAUUCCAAGCGUCUGGUAUUAAAUAUCGUCAUUCUUGGCUUGUUGUGUGCAGCAGGUGUUGCAAUUUACUAUGCAGCUAAUGAGACGAUCCAGAGUCAAACGACCAACGCCAGUUCCGGUUUCUUACAAUUAUUAAGGAAUUAUGCAGCAUCGCUAACACUUUCUGCAUUAAAUAUUAUCCUGCCUUGGUUCUUUACCUUACUUAUUCAAUAUGAAAAUUAUAGCCCAAACUUUGAAAUUCAGCUUACUCUAGUCAGAACUGUCUUUCUCAAGUUGGCUUCGGUAGUCGUUUUGUUAGCAUCAUUGUUCGCAGUUACUCGUACAGCAGCCUCAUCAGGUGGAUCAGACACUUUACUGUGCUGGGAAACUUAUGUUGGCCAGGAAUUAUUCAAGCUCGUCAUUAUGAACUUUUUAGUGGUUGUCUUUGCAACUAUCCUAGUCGAAUUUCCUCAAAAGCUUGUAGCAGAUAAGGUUAAUUUCGAAAACUGCUGCCUUCAAAUAAAAAGACCUGAAUUUCAAAUCCCUAAAAAUGUACUAGAUUUAGUAUAUGCACAAGUACUCUGCUGGCUUGGUGCUUUCUACUGUCCCAUGGUUCCCUUAAUGGUUGUUGCUUCAUUAAUUAUUAUAUUUUAUGUUAAAAAGAUUAGUCUUGUGUAUAAUAAUCAGCCAUCGCAGCGCCCAUAUCGUGCAUCAAAAUCCAAUUCAUUCUUCAUGUUACUUUUAAUCAUCUCCUUCUUCUUGGCGGCCUUUCCAGUUGGCUAUGGUUGGACUAGUUUAACUCCUUCCAAGCAAUGUGGACCAUAUAGCUUGGGCAUAUACUAUUUCCGGUCGUUAGCUAGAGCUCGUAGUCUUAAAAUUCAAUUAUUGAAAGAGCAGCUAGUCAUGGAAGGAAAAGAUAAAUCUUUCUUGCUAGAACAAAUCAGUAAAGCAGAAGGUUUAGAUGAAAUUGAAGAAGAAGGUGAAGAUAAUUAUAAAAAUGUUAAAAUGGAGGAAGAUCGAGUUUAG